Molecule: messenger RNA, 1160 nt
Organism: Punica granatum (pomegranate)
Lineage: Eukaryota; Viridiplantae; Streptophyta; Magnoliopsida; Myrtales; Lythraceae
Source: RefSeq, a predicted model, not a curated record
CACAAAAUCAGAUUUCUCCCAGACAAAUAUCCACAGUCCUGAUUCCUCCCCGGGACCCUUCUCCCUCUCGAUCAAUCUCCCGCAAUCCCCCAACUUCAAAGAACCAGACAGACAACUAAGACGUCUUCCCGGUUCGAUAACAGACACCAGAUCAAGAAAAAAAAAAACCGAAAAACAGUAAUAAUACCUUCGAUAUUUGUUGCUUGCUGGUGUUUGCUUCUAUUGAAGCUUUAGAACAUUGAUCAAUGGCUGGUCUAGCUUCAAUCUGCCCACACCGGUCUCCGCCGUCUUCUUCUUUAUGCUUGUCAUCGACGACUGCUCAUGACUAUGGAUCUUCCUGUUGUGUGGCACUUACAAGCCCAAUCGGAGGUUCGACUUUGAGACAGAGACCAGGGCAGAGACUGUAUUCACAACGUGUGCCCAUUGGGCUGAAGAUACAGAAUGCAGCAACAAAACCUGCAAAAUCUCCAGCUGAAGAGGAAUGGAAGGUCAAGAGGGAAUUGCUACUUCAGAAGAAGGUAAGAAGUGUGGAUGUGAAGGAAGCUUUGCGCCUUCAGCAGGAGAACAACUUUGUGAUUCUCGAUGUAAGGCCCGAAGCAGAAUUCAAGGAGGCUCACCCACCGGGUGCAAUUAAUGUACAAAUAUAUAGGCUUAUCAAAGAAUGGACGGCAUGGGACAUCGCCCGCCGUGCUGCUUUUGCCUUCUUUGGCAUCUUUUCAGGCACAGAAGAGAAUCCUGAAUUUCUCCAAAGUGUGGAAUCAAAAAUAAGUAAAGAUGCAAAGAUAAUUGUAGCUUGCUCAGCUGGUGGCACAAUGAAACCAUCCCAGAAUCUUCCUGAAGGACAACAGUCAAGAUCUCUUAUAGCAGCAUAUUUUCUCGUCCUCAAUGGCUACACAAAUGUCUUCCAUCUAGAAGGGGGCUUGAACACAUGGUUCAAAGAGGGAUUACCUGCAGUUUCAGAAGAAUGAAGUAUCAAAUUCGGCAGCCAUUUUUAGAGAUAGACUAAAUAGAUGAAGUUGGAAGAGGAUUCUCGUGGCACCAAAGAGAUCUCUUGUAUGAGCAUUCCAUAUCUUAAAAGAGUAGAAGAGUUGGUUGAUGUAUGUUCUCCUCAAGUAAUUGAAAAACCCACCUGUCUGAUAAUCGAACAGUCUAUGACCACA